This is a messenger RNA of Balaenoptera acutorostrata (minke whale), 3550 nucleotides long. It is a transcript of the gene HOMEZ, whose product is annotated as homeobox and leucine zipper encoding. The transcript has 2 exons. Gene Ontology annotation, biological process: regulation of transcription by RNA polymerase II. The record is from RefSeq and is a predicted model, not a curated record. Gene Ontology annotation, cellular component: nucleus. The coding region runs from base 182 to 1819 and encodes 545 amino acids. Lineage: Eukaryota; Metazoa; Chordata; Mammalia; Artiodactyla; Balaenopteridae. Gene Ontology annotation, molecular function: DNA-binding transcription factor activity, RNA polymerase II-specific; DNA binding.
CCUCCAACUCGCUGAAGCAGGGCUGGGCUAGACGGGCGCGCUCUCGGGGGCGGGGUGGGGGGGGGCGACAGUCCGGGUCUCAGCCCUCCGCGCGGGUGGGCUCGGAGCAGGCCGCACCGGGCAGCAACCCCACUCUCACCCCGGAGGCCCCCUGCCCUUUCUCCCCCUUUCCCCCCGGCCCAUGGUGCGAGGCUGGGAGCCGCCGCCCGGGCCGGACUGCGCUAUCUCUGAAGGGCACAAAUCAGAAAGCACCAUGCCUCCUAAUAAAGAGGCCAGCGGUCUUAAUAGCUCCCCUGCGGGGCUCAUCUGUCUCCCUCCAAUCUCUGAGGAGCUACAACUUGUGUGGACCCAAGCAGCCCAGACCAGUGAGCUGGAUGGCAAUGAACACCUGCUACAAACCUUCAGCUACUUUCCCUAUCCCAGUUUAGCAGACAUUGCCCUUCUCUGCCUACGCUAUGGGCUGCAGAUGGAGAAAGUCAAGACUUGGUUCAUGGCCCAGCGCCUCCGCUGUGGCAUUAGCUGGUCAUCCGAAGAAAUUGAAGAGACUCGAGCCCGAGUAGUCUACCAUCGGGACCAACUCCAUUUCAAAUCCCUUCUAUCUUUUACUCACCAUGCAGGGCGGCCCCCAGAGGAGGUGCCUCCUUCUCCAAUGCCACCUCCAGAACAAGUUGGUCUUGGAAUAGUUCCUCUGACUCUUAGCGAGCCCACCCAGAUGAAAGGAUUGAAGGUAGAGCCCUCAGAGCCCUCAGAGCCACUGAGUCACCAGAAAGCAAAGGAGCCCCUGAUGGCACCUGGCAGUGUGGCAUUCCCCCACCAAUCACAGUUUUGUCAGGAUCUUCAAAGCAGUGGCCUCUCUAAGGAGCAGGCAGGCAAGGGUCCCGACCAGUCACACGGCCUAGGUACUGCUUCCUGCAACCACUCCACAGCUGUCCACCAGCCCCGUGCUCGGGAUAAGCCCCCACCCGUCUCAUUACCUGCCAGUAGUUGUAAGAAGGAGUCAGCAUCUAAUGUGACUCCUCCUUCCUCUACCUCUUCUUCCUCUUUCCAGGUACUGGCUAAUGGAGCUACUGCCACCUCUAAACCCCUCCAGCCACUGGGCUGUAUCCCACAGCCACUGUCACCCAAUGAACAGGCACUACGCCCACAGCUGGAGCCAGCCUGGCCCCAGGGGCUAAGGCACAACUCAGCACCCGGUAGGGUUGGCCCUGCAGAGUACCUUUCCCCAGAUAUGCAACGCCAGCGAAAGACCAAGCGCAAAACCAAAGAGCAGCUGGCUAUCCUCAAAUCGUUUUUUUUACAGUGCCAGUGGGCACGGCGUGAGGAUUACCAUAAAUUAGAGCAGAUCACUGGUUUACCUCGGCCUGAGAUUAUUCAGUGGUUUGGUGACACACGCUAUGCCUUGAAGCAUGGGCAACUAAAAUGGUUUCGGGACAACGCAGUACCUGGUGCCCCUAGUUUCCAGGAUCCAGCAAUUCCCACACCACCACCUUCAACCCGCUCCUUGAAUGAAUGGGCUGAGACACCACCUCUGCCGAUCCCCCCACCCCCACCGGAUAUACGACCCUUGGAGAGGUACUGGGCAACCCACCAACAGCUACGGGAAAGUGAUAUCCCUCAACUGAGUCAGGCAUCAAGGCUUAGCACCCAGCAGGUACUGGAUUGGUUUGACUCUCGAUUACCUGAGCCAGCUGAAGUGGUGGUUUGUCUAGAUGAAGAGGAGGAAGAGGAGGAGGAAGAACUGCCAGAAGAUGAUGAGGAUGAAGAGGAGGAGGAGGAAGACGACGACGACGAUGAUGAUGAUGUGAUCAUCCAGGACUGAGGGGGCACUGGGGGAGGGGAGGUCUGUUACUAAAAGACGAACCAACUUAGUAACUGUUUAAACAAAGAAACCACAUUUUUUUACUUACCUUGUGGCAAAGAACUGAAAAGCUUUGUUUUUUAUAGCUACUUUAUUUAUAAAAGCUUUGUGUUUGAGGGUGGGGGACAGCGGGAUGUAGUAAGGGUGGACCAGGGAGGAUGAUCAUGGAGGACAAAGCAAGGUGGGGAUUGGAUGGGCAGAAAUCCAGGCCUCCAGCCUCAAUGAGAAGAGUGCUGUGGGUCUGGUCCAAACUAUGGGGCCGGGAAAAGGCUCUUGCUCUCCUCGUAUCUGCUGUUCUUUCCCCUUAAGUGUACUACAGAGAGGCCAGGCUUUGGCCUACAUCUAUGGAGGACUAGAAAGGAGGAGUAAAGAUUCCAGUACAUCCCCCAGUCCCACCCCAUUUUCCUUGGAAUAUAAGGCUGCCUUGCACCCCUUCUUUUCUCUCUGAGCACAAGUCCACACAUAAUGCAGCCAAGAAUCUCAGUAUGUCCCAGUCAAUCACAAAUAUUUCCUUUUCCUUAUACCAGCUUGACUUUAUAUGUUUUCCUGCUGCUUUAUUGAGUCACACAGGGAGCAGAAUAUUUUCAUUUCUAAUACUGGACCACUAUGCCUUGUACCUUUUUAUCUUUCCAAAACCCCCAUUCUGUUCACUAUUUGUCUCAGGGUAAAUCUUCCCCCCGGAGCUUGUGAAAAAGUUUAAUAAUUGGGUGGAGAAUAAUUUAGACUGGAUAUUUAUUGGAGGUGGGAAUUAGGGGAGAUGUCCUUUAAAAAAAGUAGAAUUAGAUUACAGAGGGGUAGAGAGGAGAGGGAAUGGUUUCUACUGUUCGGAAGGACAGUGCAGGUAGGUUCCAGGUUUGGUUUUACAAACUUGACAGUCCCUCCUGCCUAGCUUGACAGAGACUGAUUUUUUUUUUUUUUCAGAGACUGAUUUUUUUAAUCUUUUUGGUGUUGGUUUAAUGUGUCCAGAAAAGAGACUUUUCCCUCACUUUAUAUGAUCUGUCUUGGAGACAGAGGGACCAUGGUCCUUAACUGAAUUAAUUGAUGUUUUAGAAUGGUUUUCAUCAGUUGGGGUCAGAUAUAAAGGUAUCAGUGGGUUAACCAUCUAGAAAUAAAAGAGUGGAAGCCCCAAAUUGCUAGAAUAAUAAUAAAAAGGCCAAAAAUAAAAUUGUUUCUCUCACCUCCGCUUUGCCACUUCUAUGGUUUAGAGAUUAAUGGAGCCAAAUCCAUUAACUUUAUGAUUUAGUAUACUUUUUAUUUAUUUUUGAAGCGGCAGGAUAUACUGAGGUAAAGUAAAAGAACAAAAACUUGAAAAGUUAGUAGAUCAGUAUCUAUCACUAGGCAGACUGUUUUCUGCACCUGCUACAGCACAGGCUCUUGCUCAGAAGAGAGGGAGUUUAGAAAUGCCUUUAAAAUAAAUUCAGUUUCAGAAAGGGUAGUGGGAUCCUAUUCAGUUACAAGGUCAUUCCCAAGACCAAAUUUAUUUCUGGCAGAUGCUAUGUUUACAUUUUUCCAAUAUUUUUGCUUAAGGUAUGCCUGCCAGUGGCCUACCCAUUUAAUCCCUCAUUUCUACCGCUUAGUACCCAAAGAAGAAUAAAUGUUUGAUCUCAGUGGUAGUGUUCUUUGCCCAUUCCACUAUUUGAGAGCUUGUAAUACCAAUAGAGUUGCAGCAGCAAUAAAAGGACAUCCUCUUUA